AUGACAGAGCAUGAUGCAGGGAGAUACUACUGUUACUAUGUCAGAUUCACAGGCUGGUCAGAGCACAGUGACCCCCUGGAGCUGGUGGUGACAGGAUCCUACAGCAAACCCAGCCUCUCAGCCCUGCCCAGCCCUGUCCUGACCUCAGGGGGGAAGGUGACCCUCCAGUGUGGCUCAGGGCAGGGGUUUCACAGGUUCAUGCUGACUAAGGAAGAAGAUCACAGGCUCUCCUGGACCCUGGACUCACAGCCACAGUCCAGUGGGCAGUUCCAGACCCUGUUCCCUGCCAGUAGAAGGGGUUUAUGGGAGGAGCAGCCCUGUAAUUCACGUCUGGUCUCCCCAGGUGAGUCUGAGAAGCCUUCCCUCCUGAGCCAGCAGGGCCCCAUCGUGGCCUCUGGACAGAGCCUGACCCUCCAGUGUCGCUCUGAUGUCGGCUAUGACAGAUUCGCUCUGCACAAGGAGGGGGGAUGGGACCUCCCCCAGAGGGUUGUCCUGCAGCCCGAGGCUGGGCUCUCUCAGACCCACUUCCCCCUGGACACUGUGAGCAGCUUGCAUGGAGGCCGGUACAGAUGCUACGGUGGAUACAACCUCUCCUCUGAGUGGUCGGCCCCCAGUGACCCCCUGGACAUCCUGGUGGCAGGACACCUGCCUGACAGACCAUCUCUAUCAGUGGUGGUGCACAUAGGCCUCAGGGUGCCAUCUGAAGGAAAGGUGACCCUGCUGUGUCAGUCACAGAGCCCGAGGGACACUUUCCUUCUGUCCAAGGAGGGGGCAGUGGAUGCCCCCCUGUGUCUGAGAUCAAAGCACCGAGCUCAGCAGUUCCAGGCAGAGUUCCCCAUGAGUCCUGUGACCUCAGCCCACGGGGGCACCUAUAGGUGCUACACCUCAAACAGCUCCUCCCCCUUCCUGCUGUCACUUCCCAGUGAGCCCCUGGAGCUCCUGGUCUCAGGUGAGGGGCCCCUGACCUGUCUGCUGAGCUGUCAGCUCAGGGUCCUGUCCCCAGAAGAACUAUGA
Myotis myotis is the source of this 1014-nucleotide messenger RNA. RefSeq names its product leukocyte immunoglobulin-like receptor subfamily A member 4. NCBI's taxonomy places the organism in Eukaryota, Metazoa, Chordata, Mammalia, Chiroptera, Vespertilionidae. The transcript is spliced from 4 exons. Gene Ontology annotation, biological process: cytokine-mediated signaling pathway. Bases 1 to 1014 code for a protein of 337 amino acids. The record is from RefSeq and is a predicted model, not a curated record. Gene Ontology annotation, molecular function: inhibitory MHC class I receptor activity.